GUUCGCUUCGGACGUGCGUAAAUAUUGUGUCAAUAUCGAGUGGAAAUUAUCACUGUUUUUUCCUACGAAUUUUUCGUUUAACCACAGAGUGCUUGUGUGUACCAACAAAACCUCUACGCACGAUCGCUCAUCGGUUUUGCAAGUGUAACUGUUUCAAGUGAAGGAAAAUCAUUUUGCUUUCAUUCGUACUGCCGCCGUUUUGAAACAUUUGAAUUAAACGAUCGCUCCGUUUUCCAACGGAAAUGAUCACCGAGCAUCAGUGAACAUUUUUGACGCAGUGAACGAAAUCGAACAAAAAGCGUAUCAAAUUGAAGCAGAUCAUAUUAAUAAAAAUAAAUUAUAUCAAACAGCUGCCGAAAAUUGUUGGAACCUAGUGGCUAUUUUUAGUGAUUGAAUUUUCGCGCAUCACAUUCACUCAAUGUGACAAUUUACAAACUUUUGUGAAUCGGAAAAAACAAAGUUUUUCAAAAAAAAAACCAAGAAAAAACGUGGAAAACACUUCCUUACGAAAUCAUCACAUGGAUGGAAAUUUCUAUGAAACAAGUACUGGAUUUAAUUGAAUUUUUACAAGAGUUCGGUAACAACUCAUUAAUUUGGGGCCUGAAAUACAAACAGUUUUUAAAUAAUUACUUCUUUUUUGUUCAUCACGCAAAAUAAGAAGAAAAAAAACGUUUGGUGGAAUUUUCAUACACCUCAUUGGGAUCUGUGGACAACAAGUGACGUUACAGGAGAAAAUUGAUUGAAAGUUAUAGUUCGAUAACAUUGAAUGAAAAGACGAAUAUUCAUCUAAUAUAAAUUAACGAUCAGUGAUUGAAUCACUCUUCUCUCCUUUUCUUUGCCUGACUCAUUGAACACACAGUGGUUUUAUCUCAGUGGAUUAUCGAAUGUAUAAUUUAUGAAGCGAGCACCGGUUGCAACUAUGUAAUUACGAUUCGACGUUUUUAAUUUUGGGAAGUUUUAUGAACAAAAAUAAACAUCUUUUGGAUUUGAUUUGGCGUCGACUAGUUCUUUAAAACGGAAAUCAUGUUGAUACGGAAAAACAUAAUUCUUCUGUUGUUAUUUGCACUGCAUGCUAGUGCCGAUGUGUUCAAAACAAAUGAAAUUCCCGUUGUGCCCGCCGAAGACUUAUUACCACCUCCAGAAGAUCAAGAAUCUAUCGUCGUACGAUAUUCAAACGAUGCAUCACCAAACAAAUCAUUCUUUCAACGAGUCGUCACGUGGUUCGGCUUCAAUGGUGAGCAACAAUCACAGUCGUCAAAUAUAAAAAACGCGAAAAAACAAUCGCAAAAACAACCAUCAAAGCAAAAUGGAUAUGUUUAUGAAAAUCCAGCAAAACCAUUCUCGCCGCCACCACCGCAACCGCAAAAGUUUUCACAACCACCUGGUUAUAAUUAUAAUGAUCCGAAUAAAAUCGGUUAUAACUAUAAUGAUCCUAGCAAAGUCAUUCUUUCGAAUGGCUUCCGAUUCGAAACUCCUGUCAAACUGCAGCAGCAAUCCCAAGGGUACACUUAUGAACCACCGCCGCAGAAGUUAGAACUGCAACCUGAAACCGGGUACACAUACGAUCCACCACAGCCCGUUAAGUUCCAACAACAGCCGAUUAUGCACCCGCAACCGAUCCUACAAUUGCAGCCAUCACCAACAGGCUACACAUAUAACACGCCGCCGCUUAAAUUGCAAGAACCGCCAAAACCACAGCCAACUGGCUAUAACUACGAUCCACCGCCACUGAAGUUACAACAAAAACCAUUGUCUUUGAAUGAUCUUGUAUCAUCAGCUGCUUCACCGACUGCCGUUUACACGUACAAUGCAUUGCCAAAUUCAUUCAGUCAGCAACAGCAAGCAACUGACUUAUUUCCGUGCAACAGAAUACCGUGGAUGCCGAUGUUCCCCAAUCCCAACGAAUUAAAUCUUUUGCGCGCAAAACUCCAAGCGAAAAGUCCAAACUACUUGCAAUCCGUUCCGGGAUAUCAAAAUAUUCAACCAAUUGCCAGACCAACACCAGAUAAAUUCACACAACAUCUCAACGCACACACUUAUUUGCCACCAAGACAACGACCACUUAGACACCCUACUCAAGUUGCCACACCAAAUCAAAUCAAUUCGAUCAACUCGAUUAAUUCAUUGCCACUCCAAAGUACCGCUCAACCAUUUAGAGCACCUCCUUCAACAGUUAGUUCAACGUAUUUGCCGGCACAAAGAGUUUUGCAACCAAUUGAAACAACAAAACAGAAUCUAGUUCCAGUUCCGGUGCCCAAUCUCAGCGCCACACCAGUUCCGCCGUUGUACGAUCCGAAACCAUUUACGGCCAACGAUGCUCAAGGAAAUGGAAUUUAUAUCAACGGAAGGCUUGUAACGCCAACAGGCUUGUCAACGACAAGCGUGCAAUCGUUGCAAAUCAUAAAUCAAAAUCAUCCGGUUACCCAAUCGGAGAAAUUUGUUCAGCCUACGAAUAGCUACGGAACACCAGUGACAGCAUACGGUCCGCCUGUGACAUAUGGCCCUCCAACAAAUACAUACGGAACACCUCCAAUCAAACUAACGGCCGCAGUUACAGAAAGCAGUGUGUUUGGUAGAUUUACGGCGUCGCAGCCAUUCACCGCACGACCAACACUAUCUUCGGUUGAUCAGACACGUUUGAGCUCGAAUAUGGAACAGAAUUCCAAUCUAAUGGAAAAACCGAUCAUAAUAUCAGACAGUGCGGCGGAUGCCAGUGAAUCAACUCGUUCGCCUCAAGAUGCCAAUGCGAUAUCCGAUGAAAACCAACCAAUCUUACAAGUUUUACAUGAGCUAAAUGUCACAACAACGCCUCAAGAUUUUCAAUAUACACCAAGCAGCACGGAGCCAAGCAUAUCGCUUUCAUCGGCCAGUCAAUUGAAGAAGAAAGAAAAAACGAGAGUGAAUCCAAAUAGAGAAACACCUCUCGACUUGUUGGAUACACCAAUUCAACAUUUCCGAAAAACGUCAGUCGGCCCAUCAUCAACGCCAGACCCGAAUAGUCUUUCCGAUUUCAAAUUUAUGCGAAAUACAUGGAAACCAAUGCCACCAAACCCAUUUUCAAAUCCAUUGAAUGUGGUAACAACGGCAGAGCCACAAAUUUAUUCGUCCGCAGUAACACCUUCAGCAGCAUCGGCUGCAUUCCAAUCACAUACAGUGCACGUUGCGAACGCGAUUGAAAGUGGUAAUCAAGAUAAUGACGGAAAGAAAACCAAGAAAAUCCAAAUUAUUAUUCCAUACACGAACAAAUCACGACCGAGCCCAUUCCGACACAACCAAGAGCUGCAAAGUUUUGAGAGUUCGGCGGGUUGGUCAAACAGUCAACACAGUGAUGAUCAUAAUUCCGAAGAAUCACAAGUCAUUUCAGCAGCAACACCAUCACCCAAAACAACCACCUCGCAUGGAAAACGGACCAAUUCACGAUACUUGACCAAAAUUUUGGCUAAGAAUAUUCGUGAGUUGCUGAAACGGGAGCAUUUGAAGAAUAUUUCAAUGAUUGAUCUGGCAAAAUUGCAGAAGAAUAUUGACGGUUGGACUGAACAAGAAUUUUCUAUGUCACCAAAUCGUGCCAGCACCAUUUCCGUUGCACAGCCGAAACUCAUUCCAUAUGAGUAUUUGACAACAACACAAUCACUGCAGGAUAUUUAUACGACUGAAUCAAUGCAACCGACUACCGAAUAUCCAUCCUCAUUGUUCGAAGUCAGCGACAGUACGGAGAGCUUAGAUGACAGUCAAGACGAAGGGGAAGUAAUGGAUGAUGUGAGUGAGGACGAGAAUGUAAUCCGCGGCCCGGACAACGGUGAUAAUAUUGAUAAUAUUGCACCCGAUGAACAAGAAGCCAUUCAACAGGCGGAAGAAAUCGAAGAUGAAGACUUCAAACGGUUGGAUUACUUAAAAUCUUUAGAGAAUAAUCAUGUGAGUGGUUCACACAAAAUAUUCUAUGCAACAAAUCCACCAGCAUCGCCCCAGCCACGAACAACGAGUACAAUACCACCUUGUUCAACUACAACACCAACAAUCGACAACGAAUCCAUUGUCCACACAACUGUACUUCCGAGCGCCGAAGAGCUUUGGAACAAAUUGAAAUCACUUCUGUCACCAGUGACUGACAAAAACAACGAAAAAAUCUAUGUGGUCACUCCGCAACCAUACCCUUAUUUCGAAAGCGAAAAGAUUGUGAAUGAUGAUGAUAAUGAAGUUGUUGGUAACUUCAAGUCACCACGGUUUCUGGUUCGGCCGACGCCCGGUGCAUCUAUCGGCCGAUCAUCAAAUUCGAAUUCCUUUGCACGAUUAACUUUCCGACCGAGAGUGGGUCGUUUGCAAACAACAACCGUAAAAACAACAUGGAAUGAGCCGGCAACCGAUCCAGUCACCGAAAUAUAUCGCUCGUCAACACAUAGUCAUUCAGUCGUUAAUGGCCACGCACAUGCUCAGGCUUUUUCAUUUGUAACACCACAAUCGAUCGACGAGGACGGUCAAGAUAUUCAAGUGAUCGAUGACGAGGAGAAUGAUGAUGACCUCAUCGAGUCACAAGCACACAGGCGAUCGCUAAACGAAUAUAGACACUAGACUUUAGGUUAUAGAAUUUAGGGAAAUUUUGUCGGUAGGAACGAGAAAUCUUUAUAUGAAAAAAAUGCUAUAACGAAAAUCAAUUAAGUCAAUUGGAUAAUUCGUGUAAAUAAUUUGAACCUCAAUGUUUUUAAUUUUGUGAGAGAUAUGACAAAGCGCUGAUAAGUUAACAAACAAGAAAAACAAACGGUUAAAUAUGUGUUAGUUCUGCCAUAAAUACAAUAUGUGAAGACAGAGAGCUCUAUAAUGUUGUCAGCAAAUUUUCUUCUAGAAUAUGAAUAUAUAUCGCAAUUUUGGACCACAAUUUUUCAAUCUUUAUUUUUGGAGAAAGUUCUUUUACUGUCAUAUUGUAGAGAAAUAGAUAAAGUGAAUGCAAUUGGAUCUAUGCUACUUUUAGAAUUGGAUACAUUUUCGUGUCCAUGAAAGCGAUAAAAUUCGAGAGCGAUAUUAGUUUUAUGAGAUUUUAACUGUAAAAUAGAUUCUAAGAGAGAUUCAAUAAAAUCGAUAAUCUAUUUAAACAAAAAUAUGCUUUUCAAAGACAAUGGAAGUAUUGCUAGUCU
This is a messenger RNA of Sitodiplosis mosellana (orange wheat blossom midge), 5126 nucleotides long. RefSeq lists its product as uncharacterized. The record is from RefSeq and is a predicted model, not a curated record. The transcript has 6 exons. The coding region runs from base 1024 to 4566 and encodes 1180 amino acids. Lineage: Eukaryota; Metazoa; Arthropoda; Insecta; Diptera; Cecidomyiidae.